AAUUACCAUGGAUGUGUAUUACUUACAAUCUGCAUAGGGAUAAAGGAAAAACAAAACAAAUAUUAGCUAGUAGUGUGUGUUUACUUUUUUUUUUUUAAAACAGAUAUUAUGACAGUAAGUUCAAAUAGGCAAUUUUGCAAUUCGGCGGUCAAACUAUUAAGUUUGGUCACUUUUUAUGUGAAGGUAUGUGCAUGUAAGGGAUGAGUUUAAGUGAAAAAAAAAGAGUGAAUUCAAAAAUGUCAACAGAGGAAGUGAAGAUAUGACUUGUGGCCGGUUUCUUUAGCAACAAAGCAGUUGCAGAAAAACAACAUUCAACACAGAUUCAUUCUGAGAGAAACAUGGACGAGCUCGAUUUGCUUUUGGAGGAGCUCGCCCUCAAUCCGACUACUUCAGAAGGCAGUCGUGCAACCGCUGGAGAGGUGUCAGCUGCAGCCAGCACUAAGACUAAAAAGGGGUCUUGCCUGAGAAUUUACAGUGAGCCACCCCCUCCGGAGGAGGCUUCCCAGGACUCACCCACCAUAGAACUGGACUCAAUUUUGCAAGAUCUGCUGAGCCUAGCAUCAGAGGAGGCCGCGGCUUCUCCGCUUUUACAGGAGCAGUCUGGUGAGAAGAAAACAAAAGAUGGACGUCGGGAUUUCGACGCAAAGGCUUCAGCGAGCGGCAAAGACGCAGAAAGCGUCUCUUGUCUUCUCGGAGGGCUGAGCGCUGACUUGGAAAAGAUCGGCGUCCACACUGCAGCCAAGGGCCGCUGUGCCGCCUGUAACAAAGUUAUUGUGGGGAAGAUGAUCACAGCCAUGGGGGAAAUGUGGCACCCGCAGCACUUUGUGUGCGCGGCGUGUAAGACGGAGCUGAGCACCGCAGGCUACUUCGAGAAGGAGGGACGUCCGUACUGCAAGAAAGACUACGAGGAGCUUUUCGCUCCCCGCUGCGCCUACUGCAAAGGGCCCAUCGUGCAGAAGAUCCUGACAGCCUUGGACCAGACAUGGCAUCCUGAUCACUUCUUCUGCGCGCACUGCGGCGACUUCUUUGGCGAUGACGGUUUCAUGGAGAAGGAUGGGAAGCCUUAUUGCUCCAGGGACUUCUACCGCCUUUUCGCCCCCAAGUGCGCAGGCUGCGGGGGGUCAGUGAUGGAGAACUACCUGACUGCAGCCAAUGGCACGUGGCAUCCGGAGUGCUUCGUCUGCGCGGACUGUCUGAAGCCGUUCCCCGACGGACGCUUCAUGGAGCUGAACGGCCGCCCGCUGUGCCAGACGCACUUCCACGCCCGCCAGGGAACCGUGUGCGCCCGCUGCCGUCAGCCCAUCGUGGGCCGCUGCAUCUCGGCUCUGGAGAAAAGGUUUCACCCGGAGCACUUUGUGUGCGCCCUCUGCCUGCGGCAGCUCAGCCACGGAAUCUUUAAGGAAAAUAACGGGAGGCCAUAUUGCCCGCUGUGCUUUGACAAACUCUGUGUGUGAUGUGGAAAUGUGUAAAUACACCCACAUUAUCACCGCGUUUGAAUGAACUCAAAUGGCACGAAAGUGGAAUUUGCAAGAGGAUAUUUCCUUUUUUUCCAUAAUUUUAUAAUUGUCCUCUUUGUUACUACACACAAACCCUGAAAAAAGUAUCCCAUUGAAAACUAUUUUUUGCAAUUAGUUGUCACACAUUUACUUCAACACAAACUAAAGGGGUUUGUGCGACUAAUGGUGCUACUUCAUCCCUAUUCAAAGCACGCAGCUUUAUAUUUCAAACAAUAUGCCAUAUUCUUUUUAAAAAUUGAAAGGACGCAGCAAUAUAGUCAUGUAAAUCUUUUUUUGUUUUGCAAAGGUGCCUUACUACUUAUAUAAUGUCACUACUAUAAAACUGGCUUUUCUAAUGUUUUAUAUUUUGCCACCAGAUUGCGCUACUUAUUCCCAUUCAAAGCAUGCAGCAAACUUUUAUGAUUUUAUAUAAAAGGGCUUUGCUUUUGAAAUAAAUAAUGUGCCAAACUGCUACAACUAGUGGCUUUAAAAAUAGCCACGUUUCACAUCCAAAGUUUCACACCUACUCUCGUGGCGGGGUACACCCUGAACCGGUUGCCAGCCAAUCGCAGCGCACAGCGAGACAAACAGCCGCACUCACAAUCACACCUAGGGGCAAUUUAGGGUGUCCAAUUAAUGUUGCAUGUUUUCGGGAUGUGGGAGGAAACCGGAGUGCCCGGAGAAAACCCACGCAGGCAACGGGCAGAACGCGCAAACAGAGACGGGAUUUGAACCCGUCUUCAGAACUGUGAGGCUAACACUUUCCAGUUUGAACUCAAUGAGUGAGUUUUUCUUCGACGCAACCGCAGGACGUUCUUCAACUUAUACAGUAACUGUAGCUUUUUCUCAGAAUAUGUUACAGGCAAAAAUGCCACAUGUGUGCUGUCCAUGGUCAGAAAGCCGGCGAUGCACAAUUGACACCGAAGAACUAUCUAACAUAUUUUCAGCCCCCAUCCCUCCCCUCAAAUCAGAAAAUCCACGGAUAUGCGGUGCGUCGUGCAUACAAGUCACCAAGACGUUUUUGCUCUGGCAUUGACACACGCGUGUUGGGAGCGCGACCGUGCAACUGCAUGCAGGACUUACAUCACUGUGCACGCUGCCAAGCAUCCAGUGGAGAGUCGAACUCUACACUCGUGGAAACUCAGUUUGUGGAGUGACGAAGCACCCUGAUUCUCCACAAUAUCUGCAAGUCUGAUGGAUGAGCCUGAGUUGGUGUAUGCCAGGGGGACGUCGGCUCUUUGGAAAACUUGAUAGAGGAGGGAUAAGACUCGGCUUUUCGACUUUGGCCUUAGUUCUGGGGAAGGAAAAUCACUGGAAAUAAUCCAUAUAGUCAUUCAUUCAUUAUCUGAGCUGCUUAUCCUCACAGGGGUCGCGGUGGGAAUCACAGGGCGAAUGGAGGCAGACAACAGUCGGACUAACAAUCACACCUAGGGGCAAUUUAGAGUACCCAUUAAUGCAUGUUUUUGGGGAUGUGGGAGGAAACUGGAAAGCCCAGAGAAAACACAUGCAGGCGCGGGGAGAACAUGCAAACUCCAUACAGGAGGGGCUGGGAUUUGAACCCCGAACCUCAGAACUGGAGGCUCACAGUCUAACCAUUUGCUCCACCGUGCCGAAUUCCAAAUAGUAAGAUAUAUAGAUAUAAAUAACAUUAACAUGAAUAUAUUUACAGUUUUUUGGUGUGUGUGUGUAUGUUGUUGAUAUGGGCUUAACUCACAGACAUGUUUGAAAUGGGCGUUAGACAUUUUAGUAAUUUCUCUCCAUUAAUACAUGCCGAUGUAGGGUAAUGCUGGCGUGAGAUCGCCACACUCCCCCCUGCCGACACCCUCGCCCUCCCCCCACAGACGCCUUCACAGGAGCGCCUGGAAGAUUGAUGAAGAAAGAAAGCGGAAAGCACAAAUUCGCUUUUACUGUAGCCGCGGCGCUCAAACAACUCGCCCCAGGCGACGAGAGAUGGGUAGACCGCAAAUUUCUCUCUUUUUUUUUAAGGAAAUACUGUACCACUGAUGUACUUUGAGUGUUGAUUGAUAUGAUUCAUUAAUUCUGAUAUAAAAAUAACAAAUAAUAUCCUCUUGGAUUUCCUUUUCAGAAUAAGAUAUUAUUAAUCAACAUUAUCUUGUGUUUGCACUGUUACCAACCAUAUUGCGAAUUAAACUACAUCGUGAAA
Molecule: messenger RNA, 3660 nt
Organism: Syngnathoides biaculeatus (alligator pipefish)
Lineage: Eukaryota; Metazoa; Chordata; Actinopteri; Syngnathiformes; Syngnathidae
Gene: lpxn
Product: leupaxin
Exons: 9
Coding region: 339-1454 (371 amino acids)
Biological process (GO): positive regulation of integrin-mediated signaling pathway; cell-cell adhesion; positive regulation of substrate adhesion-dependent cell spreading
Cellular component (GO): focal adhesion; cytoplasm; cell-cell junction
Source: RefSeq, a predicted model, not a curated record